UGUCUCUCUCUCUCUCUGCGUCCUUCUGAGGCUGGAAGCGAUGACCAUGGCAGCAUUUCUCGCGAGACGGCUGAUCGGUAACCGAUCGAGCCAGAUUCUCGGGACUUCGAGUUCUAGCUCCGGUGCGCUCAUUUCCGCUGUUAGGGCUCUCUCCUCCUCCACCACUCCGAUCAAAGCAACUCUCUUCCCUGGCGAUGGGAUCGGUCCCGAGAUCGCCGAAUCUGUCAAACAGGUGUUUACUGCCGCUGAUGUGGCCAUUGAAUGGGACGAGCACUUUGUUGGUACUGAAAUAGAUCCUAGAACCAAUAGUUUCUUGACAUGGGAAAGUCUUCAAUCUGUGCUCGAUAGAAAGGUUGGCUUGAAAGGACCAAUGGCAACGCCGAUUGGAAAGGGUCAUCGCUCUCUGAACCUUACUCUUAGAAAAGAGCUGAAUUUGUAUGCCAAUGUGAGGCCUUGCUACAGCCUUCCUGGGUACAAAACUCGUUAUGAUGACGUUGAUCUCAUUACCAUCCGUGAAAACACUGAAGGAGAGUACAGUGGGCUUGAACACCAGGUCGUUAAGGGUGUGGUGGAAAGUCUUAAAAUUAUUACCCGGAAGGCGAGUAUGAGAGUUGCGGAGUAUGCCUUUCUCUAUGCCAAGACUCACGGAAGGAAGAAAGUUUCUGCAAUUCACAAAGCCAACAUUAUGCAGAAAACUGAUGGUCUUUUCCUGCAGUGCUGUGAUGAGGUUGCUGAGAAGUAUCCUGAGAUAGAAUACGAGCAGGUUGUUAUUGACAAUUGCUGUAUGAUGCUUGUGAAAAAUCCUGCACUUUUUGAUGUCUUGGUGAUGCCAAAUCUCUAUGGAGAUAUUAUCAGCGAUUUGUGUGCCGGACUAGUUGGGGGACUAGGAUUGACUCCAAGUUGUAAUAUCGGGGAGGAUGGUAUUGCCCUUGCUGAAGCCGUUCACGGCUCUGCACCUGAUAUUGCUGGAAAGAACCUGGCGAACCCGACAGCUUUGCUUCUGAGUGGAGUGAUGAUGUUGCGGCACCUGAAGCUCAACAAACAAGCAGAGCAAAUCCACAGUGCCAUCAUCAACACAAUAGCUGAGGGAAAGUAUAGAACCGCUGAUCUCGGAGGUACCUCAACCACAACAGACUUUACAAAAGCAAUCUGCGAUCAUCUCUAAACACCUCUAAAAUCGCAGUUCUUUAGUCAUUCGCCAUUGGAUCUUUCCUUCUUGUUUCUCACACGUUUUUUUCUCUCUGUCUUUCUGAUCAUCUUUUUAUGAGAAGAAACAAAGCCGACAUUGGCUUUUCUCAUGAUUUUUGUUUUUCUUUACAUUUUGAGUUCUUGCACAGAAAUUUACCUCUGCCUUAAGGUUCAUAACACAUGAAGGAUAUAGAUGUUUUGAAGAAUUCAUCGAAAGGUUGUUUUGUUAAACACAUUUUACAUAUUGUAUCUUGCCUGAA
Eutrema salsugineum is the source of this 1448-nucleotide messenger RNA. Its product is annotated as isocitrate dehydrogenase [NAD] catalytic subunit 6, mitochondrial. The coding region runs from base 41 to 1165 and encodes 374 amino acids. The record is from RefSeq and is a predicted model, not a curated record. The transcript is spliced from 7 exons. Gene Ontology annotation, molecular function: isocitrate dehydrogenase (NAD+) activity; magnesium ion binding; NAD binding. Lineage: Eukaryota; Viridiplantae; Streptophyta; Magnoliopsida; Brassicales; Brassicaceae. Gene Ontology annotation, cellular component: mitochondrion. Gene Ontology annotation, biological process: tricarboxylic acid cycle; isocitrate metabolic process.